Molecule: messenger RNA, 3756 nt
Organism: Tuber aestivum (summer truffle)
Lineage: Eukaryota; Fungi; Ascomycota; Pezizomycetes; Pezizales; Tuberaceae
Source: the annotation of a GenBank genome assembly
AGCGGGGAGUUGCUGUGAAUGGGCGGAACAGAGGGAGGCGGAGCAAGUCGAUUGUGCUACUCGAGUACAGUAACGCCAAGGCUCCAUCAUGAGUGGGAAAGAGCGGGUUUACAUCAUGCGUAGGAAUGUUUGGGAUCCGAGAGGUGAUAAGUACAGCACGGUACGGUCGUGGGUUGCGGUUGUGGUAUUCUGUCCACGCUCUUGCACUGCUCCUCCCUCCUCUCAUUCACACGCACACCCACUCACUCUCCCCUUCCCUUCACCUCCUUCCCUCUUUCUCUCUUCCUCCUUCCGUCCUCCAGACAUUAGACCGACACCGGUACAUCGCGGUUUCAUUUGAUACGGUGAUCUUGUAACUUUUUGCGUUGCUAUUUCCGAUCAGCUUCACGUGAGAGCGUCGUCGUCGUCAUCCUUUUUCGGUCUUUCCUCUUGUCCCUCCCCCCCCCUACGGCGCUCUUCGGGGUCCAGUUACAGUGGCUACCCCGCUACCUACCCCGUCCCGCUACGCUUCUUCCACCUCCCCCUCCCCCUCCGUUACAUCUACUUUACCCUCCGUGCAGCUCUCCCGUCCCCAAAUCCUGCCCAAUCAACAAACCUACUCCUGUCCACCGACCUGCCCAUCUAUCCACCGCUGAAAGUGUUUGUUUGAGAAGCUAUGGGGAUCAAGUAAGCCCCCCUUCCCUUCUUCCCUUCUUCCCGCAAUCUAACACCGACCGUGAUAGCAAUCCUCUCCCGGCGAGUCUGCACAGCGAGUGCCGUAAGGCCUCCAGGAUCCUGGCUUCGUUUGUUGAUCCUAAACAGAGCUUUGGCCCUGAUAAGAUUAUCCCACCUUCCGUACUUUCCAACGCUAAGGUGGAGCUCCCCCUUUCUUUCUUUCUUCCCCCCCUCUUGUCUUUACCCUUCCCCCCCCCUUUGCGAGUUGAGAGGCUGAUAAUUUGAUUUGCUGGUGAGUGGUGGGUUAGGGGCUGGCUAUUAUCACAGUGCUCAAAGCGGGCUUCUUGUUCUCGGGGAGAGUCGGGUCUGGAUUGGUGAUUGCGAGGAAGGCUGAUGGGUGUAUGUUCUCAUUUCUGCGUCUCCUGAGCAUAUGGCUGAUUUUUGGUGAAGCCUGGUCCGCUCCAUCCGCAAUCGCCACGGCUGGGUGAGCAAUAUUUGGAAUAUUUUACUGCCGGGACCGGAGACUAAUCAAUGUGCUUUGUAGCGCCGGUUUUGGGGGUCAGAUUGGUGCUGAGCUGACUGACUUUGUCAUGAUCUUGAAUGACUCGAACGCUGUCAAGACUUUCGCUCAGGUUGGCAGCAUCACGCUUGGGGGAAAUGUAUCCGUAGCUGCGGGUCCCGUAGGAAGAAAUGCGGAAGCUAGCGGCGCAGCAAGUUUGAGAUCUGUGGCCGGGAUCUUUUCCUACAGGUGCUCUAAUUUUUCCCACUCGCCAAGAAUCCUUGCAUUGUCGUACAGUCGCUGAUCCCGAGCAGUAAAACCAAGGGUCUUUUUGCUGGUGUCUCCUUGGAGGGUUCGGUGAUCGUGGAACGGAAAGACGCCAACAAGAAGUUUUACGGAGGGAACGUCUCCGCUAGGCAGCUGCUCAGCGGCAGCAUUUCCCCACCGCCCGAUGCCGACGCACUCAUUCGGGUCUUGAAUUCUCGUGUAUUCUCUGGAAAUCUUACUGGUAUGAACUAUGACGAUAUGUAUAAUGAUAUUCCCACCUACGACAGCGAUAGAGACGAGUCCAUUUGGGAGGGUCAGAGCGGCAAUGCUUAUGGUGAAGGGACAGGACGGGGCUCAAUAGGAAAUCGCAACCUGUCCAGGUCUUCAACUUGGAGGGACGACCGGGACAGUGGCUCCCCGCGCGGGGUCUCUAGGGCGUCUACAUGGCAGGAUGAUGUGUACGACCGGGAUAGAAAUAGAGGUGAUCCUGCUGAUGCCGCAUGGAAAGCAUCGCACCGUCCAGACCCUGCUCAAACGUUCGACAAAUAUGAGAGCUCCAAGAGCGCUCAAUUCCAGAGGCAACAUUUCAACAGCACCUACUCUGAUAAGUCGCCUUCGCCCAAACGACCCACGGGGCCCAAACCGGUCUUUAAACCAAAGCCGCCGCUCACAAAUAAGGCUGAACUCAGUGCCAACCAAGCCGUUGCCUUAUACACCUUUGAGGCGGACCAACCGGGUGAUUUGGGUAUGAAGACUUCCGGCAAUUGUGGGCGCGCUUACUGAAUAUAUUUUUUUCUACGUUUAGGUUUCAAAAAAGGUGACGUUAUCACUAUUGUAAAGAAGACUGACUCGAAAAACGUUGGUAUUACAUGGAAGCUUGACUGUAUACAUGCUGACCACUUUCUUUCAGGACUGGUGGACUGGCGAGAUCAAUGGCAAAACAGGAAUAUUCCCCAGGUGAGUGGUAGUCCCCUCCCACCUUCCUGUAUGGAAGUAAGGAAAACGUGGGGUUUUAGAUCUUGGAAGCUUAUGGAUCAAUCCGUUUUAGCAAUUACGUCGAGACCAUGUGAUGUUUUCAAUUGGGUCGAGGAACGAGAUGUGAUGAUGAGAGGAGAGGGGGAGGUAAAAAAAGAAACUUGAUUUUAGCCUAGUUAUAACAUUCCUAUAGUACGGUACUUCUACUCUGGUAUAUCUGGCUGUGUGAGCGCGUAUGUAUGUGCGUGUGAUAGAUAUUGACAAUUUGGUGUUUAGCUUUGUUUUCUCCCUUUUUCUGUCGGUCUUCAAUGGGUAUUGGUUGUUUCUUUCCUUCUUAUCCCAUCGCUAGCGAAAUUGUUUUCUGUGUUCUACACCUCAAAUUUGCGUUUAAGUUACACAGUUAGUUGGUGCACUUGUGCGUGCUGGCAAAUACUCGUACAGUGCUGCCUGUUCCAGAAGCAUAUUUCCUAAACGAAAAGCAGAAAGGAGCAAUACCGUACCCGAUUGGCAAAGGUUUUCUCCUUUCUUCCCUUCUUGUCUGCUCGUGGGAUUUGCUUUGCCUGCCGUACGGUAAUUUCAACUGAGGCUCGAGAGCAGUCAGCUGAUGCAAAAACAGCAUCGUGGAGGCUUUUGCAUGCCCAGAUUGGCCGAUCCAUUGUGUGGGGGGCUUCCCGCCGGGGAAGGGGAGCCCCGGGCUAGGUUAGGAUGGAUCCAAAAGACCCUGAAACUUUUUUUCUUUUUACUUUUUCAUUUUCGGUUGUUUUUUUCCUUUGUUUUUCCCUUCCUUCUCAUCGCGCACCCGUGUACGUGGGUUGAAUGAAUGAGACGGUGGUGAGACGUUGUGAACUUGUGCGGAGCCGGGAUGGACGUUUGGUUGAGGAAAGGGGAGGUUCACGAUACCGGCAUUGAACUAUAGCUAGGAAGAAGGGAUGGAAAAGGGGGAGGGUGUUGCAUAGUACAAGUACAUGAGCAUAUACAUACCGGCAUUGCGCCAGCGCGGGACGGCUCUGCCUACAACACGAUACUUGUACAAUCACAGUGCAGAAUUUACCUCCCCUUAAAGCUGCAAGUAACGGAUUUGUUUAGUUGGGGAAACAAUUCCUCCCUCAAUUCCUUCAUUCUUCCUCCUCCCCCCUUCUCCACCGAGACUCACCAUUCAUAAGAUGUCCUCCGGCCGGCUAAUGGUGAAUAUCAUGAGAAAAGAAAAGAGAAUAAGGAGGGGCAGAAGAAGAGAUAACCGUCCUCUUCGACCUCCCAUGAAGAGCUACCGUAGAGCACGGUACCGGUACCCAUACUGUGACUUAUCUUAGCCGGAUAAGUCGUAUCAUUGAAUUGCUUGUACCGUACGUCGUAUCUCACGU